GUUGCUGUUUCAGAAGAAAGAGAAAAGGCUUCCCUUGUGCACUGGCCUCCCAGCCCCUGUGACGACUCCUGGCAGAAAACUUGAAAUCUGAGUUUAGCAAGCUAGAAUCAGCAGGGGUGGGGGAUCCUGGCAGAUGUGGGGUGUAGAAGAGGAGGGGAGAUAAUGGGGCCUCUGGCCAUUGCUCCAGGGCUUUGUAAGACUCUUUCUCAUGUAAUUGUGUUCCUGUGACUUGUGUCUAUUUGCUGUUCUCUCUCCAACGGGGCAUGGGCUGGCUGUGGAAGACAUGGAAGCCGGGCGUGCGGCCGGACAUCGCCCCUGUUGCUUAUUUCUUUCUCACCUUGAGUGGCUUCUUCUUGUUUGCCUGUUUCCUGGCCUGCUUUCUGGAAUGGGGGCUCCGAUCAAUGCAGACUGAGAUCCCGGAGCCCUCAGGCAAUGCGCGGGACAACGAAGCCUUUGAAGUGCCAACCUAUGACAACGCGGUGGUCGUGUUGGAGCCACAGUUAUACCCACAAGCGCUGGACCAACCACCUCCCUACAGCAGUGUUGCAAUCUCUCCAGGACCUGACGAAGGCCAGCCUAGCCAAGCAGAGGGGCCCAGGAGAGUGGGCUCAGAGGGGUCUAUGACCCAGGGAGGAAGCCCUGGGAGAGCUCCAGUUAGCCUUCGGCUCCGGGCACCACGGGCUGUGUCCACUGCACCUGAGCUGCAGAGUUUGGGGGCCCCUUCCAAAUUGGAGCCUCUUACUCCACCCCCUGCCUAUGAUGUCUACUUUGGCCAGCCUAACGAUGAUGACGUUUUUGGUGAAAACAACUGGACACCCCCCUAAACGGCUGUCCCAGGAUUUAUCAUAUGUCCACACCAGACCAUGCAUUCAUUUGACCAGGAUUGCCCAGUCCCUACUGUGUGUCAAGAACUGUGUUUCUGCCUGGACAUUAUAAUUGGGGACUUGAACCUAGACAGAAGGCAGGCCCUGGUAAGCCAUUCCCAGUUGAGAUGUGGGUGGCACAGUUUGAAUCUUUUUGGAAAGUAUUCAGAGAUCCAGUAUUUCUAGAGUUAGCUUGAGGGUGAGUGGGGAUCUGAUCCAGAGAAGCUGGAAGAGCAAGAAAAGAAGUAACUCAGAACAGCUGCUUCUGUUCCACAUGCUUUGCCCGUUAGUUCCCUUAGGCUCCUCAGCCUUGUGGGGUUUUAGUACCUUCAGUGGAAAAUGAGGAUUCUAAGCAUCAGAGGAGUUUGAUAACUUGCACAAGGGCACACUGCUAGUAAAUAGCAUAAAAACAACUUGAAUGAACUCCUGAUUUCAAAGCCUACUGUUUUCGAUACAAGGUAACAAAAAACCAGGACCCCCUCAAUCCCUGUGUUGGGACAACUGCUGGCCAGGAGUGAAGUCAUAUACACAGAAUGGAGGACCAGACAGGUAGGGCCUGACAGACAGGCAGGGCCCAACGUGACCAGGAGUGCCCCUAGCCGCCUCGAGGAGCAAAGCUAAUCAGAGCCCUGGCAGUCCAUGCUGUGUGUGGACAGCAGUUACCGUGUUUCUCCCCUGCCCAGGGGAGACAGAGGGUGUCCAUCCCAUCUGAAAGCAGUGGAGUUAACUGUCCCGGGGAGAAGGACUUUGAGUUUUGACAAUGGGUGUAUAUGACCAUCAGAAAGUAUAAAACAUAAGUUUCUCAGGGAAGGGGAAGGUGCAGUAUCUAAGAGAUUCCCUCUUGAAUCAUUGAUUACGAAGCCCUGGGGCCAUCUGAAGUGUCUCUAAUUGCUUCAGCCUGCCCUGUGCCCUCCUCGCGAGGAUUUCACGCCAGCGCCCUGACCUGAGUCCUCAGAUAGCAAAACUUGAAACCAGAUUUUCCGGAAUUAGGUGCUGCGCCUGUGGUAUAGGUUUUGGCCACUGAGAGAGGUUAAAGCAUCGCCGAGCCCUGCACUCCCCACGCAAGCCUUCGUCCAUUACGCUUACAUUUGUC
Messenger RNA from Tupaia belangeri chinensis (Chinese tree shrew), 1956 nucleotides. It is a transcript of the gene TMEM139, whose product is annotated as transmembrane protein 139. NCBI's taxonomy places the organism in Eukaryota, Metazoa, Chordata, Mammalia, Scandentia, Tupaiidae. The transcript is spliced from 3 exons. The record is from RefSeq and is a predicted model, not a curated record. The coding region runs from base 264 to 824 and encodes 186 amino acids.